Messenger RNA from Triticum dicoccoides, 936 nucleotides. Its product is annotated as protein NYNRIN-like. The record is from RefSeq and is a predicted model, not a curated record. The transcript has 2 exons. Gene Ontology annotation, molecular function: nucleic acid binding. Gene Ontology annotation, biological process: DNA integration. The annotation marks the transcript as partial. NCBI's taxonomy places the organism in Eukaryota, Viridiplantae, Streptophyta, Magnoliopsida, Poales, Poaceae.
AAUAUUAGUAGACGUCAAGAAAUGCCUAUGAAUUAUUCACUUGUUAUUGAACCAUUUGAUGUUUGGGGCUUUGAUUAUAUGGGACCUUUUCCUGCCUCUAAUGGAUAUACACAUAUUUUAGUUGCUGUUGAUUACGUUAUUAAGUGGGUAGAAGCUAUUCCAACUAGUAGUGCUGAUCAUAACACUUCUAUUAAAAUGCUUAAGGAAGUUAUUUUUCCGAGUUUUGGAGUCCCUAGAUAUUUAAUGACUGAUGGUGGUUCACAUUUUAUUCAUGGUGCUUUCCGUAAAAUGCUUGCUAAGUAUGAUGUUAAUCAUAGAAUUGCAACUCCUUAUCACCCACAGUCUAGUGGUCAAGUAGAAUUGAGUAAUAGAGAGCUCAAAUUAAUUUUGCAAAAGACUGUCAAUAGGUCUAGAAAGAAUUGGUCCAAGAAACUUGAUGAUGCAUUAUGGGCCUAUAGAACUGCAUAUAAAAAUCCUAUGGGUAUGUCUCCGUAUAAAAUGGUUUAUGGAAAAGCAUGUCAUUUAGCUCUCGAACUAGAACAUAAGGCAUAUUGGGCUAUUAAAGAGCUCAACUAUGAUUUCAAACUUGUCGGUGAAAAGAGGUUAUUUGAUAUUAGCUCACUUGAUGAAUGUAGAACCCAAGCUUAUGAAAAUGCCAAGUUGUUUAAAGAAAAAGUUAAAAGGUGGCAUGACAAAAGGAUACAAAAGCGUGAGUUUAAUGUAGGUGAUUAUGUAUUGCUAUACAACCUUCGCUUAAGAUUUUUUGCAGGAAAACUUCUCUCUAAAUGGGAAGGCCCUUACGUUAUCGAGGAGAGGAAGCCGUUCUUCGCCGUCCACCAGUGCAUGAUGGCCGUCACAGCAAGCGCAGGUGCAGGCUACAGCGAUGGUGCACAUGGUUCGAGCGCCCUGAUUCAGAUCAGGUGUCAGAUCCGGUGA